Molecule: messenger RNA, 1086 nt
Organism: Olea europaea var. sylvestris
Lineage: Eukaryota; Viridiplantae; Streptophyta; Magnoliopsida; Lamiales; Oleaceae
Product: transcription factor ORG2-like
Exons: 3
Coding region: 61-801 (246 amino acids)
Biological process (GO): regulation of transcription by RNA polymerase II
Cellular component (GO): RNA polymerase II transcription regulator complex
Molecular function (GO): RNA polymerase II transcription regulatory region sequence-specific DNA binding; protein dimerization activity; DNA-binding transcription factor activity, RNA polymerase II-specific
Source: RefSeq, a predicted model, not a curated record
UAAACUGCAUUUUCUGAUCAAACAAAGUUCCAAUUUCCAAUUGAAAUUAGUGAUCAAAAAAUGCUGGAAAUAUGCCCUCAGUUUUCGAAUUUUGGGUGGCUUCCGGAGGAUCCAAUGAGCCAUGAACAGGAAAUUUUGUAUAGAGAAAGAAUAGAAACUUCAGACUCCAUUAAUAUUCUUCAUUCUCCUUCGUCUAAGAUACAAGGUGGAAACAGUGCUGAAUCUUUGCAUUUUGGUGGAAAUUUGAAGAUGGCAAAGAAGCUCAACCAUAAUGCCAGCGAACGAGAUCGCCGGAAAAGAAUUAAUACGUUGUAUUAUACUCUCCGAUCACUGCUUCCGGCAGCAGAUCAAAUGAAGAAACUAAGCAUUCCUUCAACGAUAUCCCGAGUGUUAAAAUACAUACCAGAGCUUCAGAAAGAAGUCGAGAGACUAGUCGAAAAGAAAGAAAAUCUUGCAGCAAAGAUUUCCAGGCAAGAAAAUUCAAUUCGAUAUAGGAAGCAAAGAAGAACAGCCGAUCAUCAGAGCUCAGUAUUAGCUGUUUCAGCGAGUCGAAUAGGUGAUCGAGAUGUAUUGAUUCAGAUAUCAACCAUGAAGAUCAAAAGGGGUUCAUUUUCUGAAGCUCUACUGGAUCUGGAUCAGGAAGGGAUUCUUGUAUUGAAUGCAUCUAGUUUUGAAUCUUUUGAUGGAAGGGUUUUCUACAAUUUGCAUCUUCAGGUACAAGGAAGCCAAGCCAUUGAUGUUGAAAUGUUAAAGGAAAAUCUCUUGUCAUUGUAUGAGAAGGGGGAAGAAAUACUUGGUUAAAGUACAGCUCUAUAGUCUAAUUGGAGAUUUUGUGUGGACAAGGUCAAGAAUAGACUAUAGAAUAUAGAGGACCUUCUAGAUGGACCACGAUUAUCUACUUUAUAAAAUUGUUCUCUUAUGAUUGCAGACUUAAGAGUAAAAAUCACAAUCAUCAACUUAUCUUGAUAUAGGUUAGAUAUUGAAAUUAUAAUCAAUAUAAGGGCUUACACUCUAUAAAGAGCUCAAAGGAGCAAAUUGAUUUGCCUAAAUUUCAAAUGAGCUAAUCAAAUAUUAAGAUUUGUAUUC